Molecule: messenger RNA, 3657 nt
Organism: Penicillium cataractarum
Lineage: Eukaryota; Fungi; Ascomycota; Eurotiomycetes; Eurotiales; Aspergillaceae
Product: serine/threonine-protein kinase
Exons: 2
Coding region: 1-3657 (1218 amino acids)
Biological process (GO): intracellular signal transduction; protein phosphorylation; negative regulation of glycogen biosynthetic process
Cellular component (GO): cytosol; nucleus; cytoplasm
Molecular function (GO): ATP binding; protein serine/threonine kinase activity
Source: RefSeq, a predicted model, not a curated record
AUGCGUCUGACGAAGAUCAACGGCCCCUCCUCUCCCUUCCCACCAUCACUUGAGGAGAUCACAUUUCCCAAAGGGCCCGUGGAAUGGAAAUCCAGACACGCGCCGAUUGAAUUGAAAAGAAAUGAACAAACGGUGCAGACCGCUGAUCUCAAUCCACCUUUAGGCGAACCGAGUCCUCUGUCGUCUCCCUUGGGGCCCCUCUCCGAAUCGCCCGAGUCCGAGACGUCGGGCUUUCGAAAGCUUUCCUUGCAGACCGAUCAACCCUUGCGAGGUUCGGUAGACAGUCUCUCCUCGGGAUAUGACCCUCUUCCAAGUCAAGAAGCUGACGAUUUCACCCCAUUUCCCAGUAGAUCCCCGCUAUUCGAGAAUGAUCAUGGACUCGGUCCGUCCGGGCUGGAUCGCAUACGCCAGCAACCAUCACGCGUUCUGACCCUUCCAAACCUGUCGUCCUCCUCUCUUGCUCCCAUGGCCACCACAUCCACCCGUCCUACUCCGUCGAGUCGCUCGAGCUCUUCGUCCCGAGCGCAUACCGGUCACAUGUCGAUGAGCCAGAACUUCGGUGAGCUGGAGGACUUGCAUCGAUUCCCGUUGGAAUCACUGCACUCCUUUUCUUUCGCACAACAAUCGGAGGAGCUGCUGCACAGUCGACAAAAUAUCUUGAAAAGAUCGAUCGACUUUAUGCGUGACCGCAUGGGGUGGGCGGCCAGCAACAACGCCAUCGCGAGUGCACAGGCCAACAUGAGUGGGGAUGCGGAUAUCCAGGGUAUGAUGGAUCUCUUGACUCGGGCCCAUGUUCUGGAUGAGGAUAACGGUGCGCACCCGCGGGGACCCACGACGGGACCUGCAGAUGUCAAUGGAGACAACAUCUUCGACAGGGCAUUUUCAGAUCGUGGUCCGUCCCCCAUUAGUACCCGCGAUGCAUCCCAGGAAUUUUCCGUCCCUCCAGGUUCCCAGGCAACCUCCGAAGGCGUCCAACUCUUGAGUCCGGUGCCUAGUGAACGUAUCCCUCAAUCCCGGAAGGAUCUCUAUUCGGCACCGACAUCCCGGCGCGUAAGCUUAAAACGUACAUACACGGACCUCACCUAUGCAUCACUCAAAAGCAAGCUGAUGGACACUCUAGCGCAACCAUACGCCUCUACGGAUCCCUUCGCCUCCAUGGCGUCCUCUACAGCUGGAUUGGGAUUCCCCUUCCCUUCGGCCUUGCACACCCAUAGCAGCAAAUGGACCCCCGUCUCGCAGGCCGUCUUCCGAACUGAAGCCAAAGCACCAUGGACAAUCCUCGCGGCCAACGAUCUCUCAUGUCUUAUUUUUGGAGUCACCCAAGCCGAGGUCCGGCGGCUCAGUAUUCUAGAGGUCGUACAAACGGAGCAUAGGCAGUGGCUGGAGGCCAAGCUUCGGGACCCUAGUACCGAUGCCGCCGCCCGCACGCCACUUCAGCCGGAGAGGCCCAAUAUCCGUGCAGUGAACCCCAAGUUCCGCGGACUGGGGAAUGGGGUGACGGCCCAGCUGCUCAGUAAACCAUCCUCGCGCGAAAAGUCGCGGAGGGCACAGACCGAUGAUGGGUACGGCUCGAGCACGCGAAACAAUCGCAACCCUAACCAUCCGGCAAACAAGUCUCGGGGCGUUCUCCUGUGUGGUGAUGUUGUGCCAAUUCAGAAGCGGAAUGGUGCCAAAGGUUCUGCAAGCAUCUGGGUGAUGGAGAAGCGCGGUGGUCUGAUCUGGGUGUUAGAAGAAAUCACGGAGAAUAUCGCCUCUGUUCGCUGUGAUGACGCUUGGAACGUGGUUGAGGCAAAGGGUGACCUUGACAAGAUCUGGGGUUCACAUGUAGUUCGCACGGGUCAGCCGAUAACCGAACUUUUACCUCGUUUGCCGUCCGAGUCGCUCGAGACUUCCCCCGAGAAGGGACUAGACAGGAUUGUCGCGUUGAAGCAUUUUGCGGCCCGCACCGCAGCUGGGGUGUGCAUUCCGGUGACUAUCGGAAGGGUGGACGAAGGUCGAACCUUGCAAGUGUCAAGUUUCCCCCACGUUGCAGGCAUGAUGGUGCUGUCUUCCUCUACGCUGAAGGUGAUCAGCUCAAACUCUGUAUUUUCUUCAGCCCUGUUCGGCCAAGAACGGCCUGAAGGCUGCCACAUCACGAAACUGGUGCCUGGAUUCGACGAGAUCUUGGAUGUGUUGACCGAGGAGGACAAUGUACCGCUGGUGGAUGGUAUUGUAAUUCCUGAACACAGUUUCCGCCGCGCUCGAACACUCUCCAUUCUUCGUGACGGCAAAGCAAACGCAGCAUCUGUUUUCACCGAACCCAGUGGUUUGCUUGCCAAACAUCGGGACGGCUCCACUAUUGUUGUUGACGUGCAGUUGCGCGUGGUGAAGAGUGGCACCUUUUUCUCCAAAGAACAAGUGGAGAGGCUUGAGGAGCGCUCAAGUGACUCGGAAGAUAGCGAAGACACAAUCGCUGUGACUGAACUUGUUUACGCGUUGUGGAUCACCUACUCGCGACAAAUCCACGCUGCCGGACCUGCAGCCCAUCUCUCACCUUCAAUGUUGCCCACCUCCAACCCCACCUCCCCCUCAUCCGGAGCAACUCCCAGCUCCGAAAAUCCCUCUACCGCUGCCACCAGCAGGGAAACUCCCGAUGUCAGCAAGAGUUCCGUGGAAAUUCAAAAGCCGAGCUCCACACUGAGCCAACAGCUCAGUGAGGCCGCCUCAGAGCCCUUGACCGAUCGACCUGUGCAGCCGGUUGCCGAAGUGAAGGCGGCUGGCACCAAGGAAAUGCCACAGAAACGGACGAUUAACGACUACGUGAUCCUAGAAGAGAUGGGACAGGGUGCUUACGGACAGGUCAAGCUGGCACGGCUGAAGAAGCAGCCGACCAAGAAGAUGGUUCUGAAGUACGUCACCAAGAAGCGAAUCCUAGUGGAUACGUGGACUCGCGAUCGACGACUUGGCACUGUGCCCCUGGAGAUUCACGUUUUGGACUUCCUGCGCCGCGAUGGAUACAAGCAUCCCAACAUUGUUGAGAUGGAAGGUUUCUUUGAAGAUGACAUCAACUACUACAUCGAGAUGAUCCCUCACGGGCUUCCUGGCAUGGACCUGUUCGACUACAUCGAACUCAAGGCCAACAUGGACGAGUCGGAGUGUCGGAAUAUCUUCAAGCAGGUUGUCAGUGCUAUCCAUCAUCUGCACACCAAGGCACUGGUCGUGCAUCGUGAUAUCAAGGACGAGAAUGUAGUGCUGGACGGGGAAGGCCGGAUCAAGCUGAUCGACUUUGGUAGUGCGGCCUACAUCAAGAAUGGGCCGUUUGAUGUCUUUGUUGGAACUAUUGGUAAGACUUUCUCAGGAUUCUUGGGGAUGGUUUGGAUGCUGACCGCGAUCGUGCUAUCUCUAGAUUACGCUGCCCCCGAAGUCCUCCAGGGCAAGUCCUACCGCGGCAAGGAGCAGGACAUCUGGGCCCUGGGCAUCCUCCUUUACACCAUUGUCUACAAGGAGAACCCGUUCUACAACGUCGACGAAAUCCUCGACCACCCCCUUCGCAUCCCCUUCCUUCCCUUCUCGGAAGCCUGUAUCGAUCUGGUCCGCAAGAUGCUGGAUCGUGAUGUCGACAACCGUUUGACUAUCACUGAAGUCCUCGAACACCCCUGGAUGACCGAGAGUGACUGA